Molecule: messenger RNA, 5742 nt
Organism: Mycosarcoma maydis (corn smut)
Lineage: Eukaryota; Fungi; Basidiomycota; Ustilaginomycetes; Ustilaginales
Exons: 1
Coding region: 1-5742 (1913 amino acids)
Biological process (GO): protein phosphorylation; intracellular signal transduction
Molecular function (GO): ATP binding; protein serine/threonine kinase activity
Source: RefSeq, a predicted model, not a curated record
AUGCCUACCCAUCUCACCAGCAGUGAUGCCCCCAGCUGGCGGCGUCCGAAUCAGCCCAGCUCUCCCCCUCAGCCGGUUUCAGCUCACAGCCAGCGCGACCUUCAUGCUCACCGUAAAGACAAGGACAAGCCUCACGAAAACUGGAGGGUCCAUGCACAACCCGUUGCAGCUCCGUCCAAAUCUCAUCAGUAUCCGUCUCUGCAAGCGCAGCCCCUCUCCAUCUCGGCUCCCCGCACCAAACCUGCUCGUGCACACGCUUCCUCUUGCACUUCUGCUUCUGCUUCCACAGCUCACCAAACCGAAGCCAUACCAUCCCUACUCUCCACUAGCUUAAAUCGCGAAAAAUCGUCGGUGCUCGAUGCGCACUGGGUCCCCGGCAGACAUCCUCAUCCUGAUCCUAACGCACCCCAUGCCAUCAAACCUAGCGGUAUAGGCAAUGGCAUCAUCGGCAGAGCUCCCGAAUUCGGCACUUCGCCUAUCAAGACAAAAGGCGCCGCUUUUCCCGCCAUCCGUCCCCAUUGGCCACUCUCUUCGUCGCUCGAAAAGCACGUCAACUCCGGUCCAGCCACUCAUUUGCAUCCCCUGCGCAUCGAACCCAACGAGCGCUCUCGCUUCUUUCCGUCUGCCUCGACUCCACUCAAACCCAAUCAAAACAACUAUAGCGCCUUGAAGAGUCACUCCAGUCUGUACAGCCACGACCGCGAUGAGAACUGGAUGCUGACUCCCACCAGCUCACUACCCAGCAUCCCUAGCACACCAAAUCAUCUGCGUGAGUCUAGCACCGAGCGACUUCUCGCCGCAACCCCACAACUCGCGCCGCCCCCGCACACGCCCAAUGCCCGUCCACUGCCGUCGAUUCGUGGUCCUGUCGAUCAAUUCCAAGCAUCCCUCAAUUCGGCGCCUCGAACGCCUAGCCCCAGUUAUCCAUUUGGACGCCCGGAUCCAGCUCACGCUGGGCCCUCCUUGUUCAACCGUGGGCCCAGCGUCAACGUGCUAUCCUCGCCGAAACGCUCCCCUCUGGUUGUGUCGGCCUAUCCGCAUCGCCAGCAAGCUACAACUGCGACCGCCAAUCCCGUCUUGCUGAGUCCAACCUCAUCGCCCAAGCUUUCUCAUCGAACCCUGUCGCCCAUGACUAGACUCCCUCCAGCCAUCCCCGAAUCACACCUGCCCACGAGCUCAGACCGAGUCGUCAACAGCAUCGCUUCCAUGCUCAGCAGCGUGUCGCCACAGCCACGUCCAUGCUCUGCAUCUCGUCGCGAUUCGUUCAACUCGGUCACGUCUGCAAGCGCCGGUCAUGCGCUAUCACACUCCAGAAGAAGCUCGGCUGUCUUUUCUCCCAACUCGCCCACCGUCUCUACUCGUGUCGGCGUUUAUCGCCCACCUCAUCUCCGCAAUCGCGACAGCGUAUCAGGACUCAAGCCCAGCGUUGCUCAUUACGAUCGUGUGCGCACGCCCAGCCUCCGUGGCCUUUCUCGCUCCAGAGAGUCUUCCAUCUCUCUGAGCAGGCCCACUAGCCGACCGCCCUCAACUGUCCCCUUUCACCACAGCGAGAGCAUCCCCGAAGAUGGUCAAGCAGAUGACGCUGCGCGCACUCUGCUUCGCGGUCGACAGAGUAAUUUGUCCAUCCAUCUGCCCGACUUGAUCGCCGAAGAGCAGCUUCGCAAUGCAGCAGCAGCAGCAGCUGUCUCUGCAACUUCUGUCUCGGACAACGAUCACAAUGAUUCCUUUGUUGCCAACACGACGCAUCUUUUGGAGCAGCCUCUCGACAGUGCUUCCUUACUCGCCAAGCUGAGAGCGCAGCUGGUGCGACGAGAAGCUGCAGCCUCGGAUGCGGCCGCCUCCGACGCAGACCGGAACUCGGUCAUCCUUGAUGACAAUGGGCACGAGUUCUUUGACCUUUCCGAAAUGAUGGAGUAUGGCGCAUCGGAUAUCCACCCGCUGAGCCGUUGCAGUAGCAUGUCCGCUAUCGAGGGCCCUCCGCUUGGCGAUGUCUUUGAGAUAGGCGACCUUCUAGGUCCUGGUCUCGAGCACGAUGGUCACAUUAUCCAAAUCGCCGAGACCACGCCUGGCUUUGUCGACCAAAACGAGGAUCUUACAGGUAGCAAGCUAGAGGUGGUUCGCAAGCUAGGCGAAGGUAGCUACGCCGUCGUCUAUCUGGUCAAGGAGGUUAGCGCCCAAGAAGCUGCUUCGAAUCCAUUGCAAAAAAGCGUCGCCAUUCCUUCUUCCUCCUCGCGGAACACGAACACAGACUUGGAGGCUUCGAGUAAGAACCUAGACGACGAUGCCGAUCUCACCAUGGUCGCCUCCUCGGAAGAUAUGCUCAGCACGACUCUCAAAGCCAACGCCAAUGCCAAGGACCAAGGUUUCCACAACUCGCCUGCUCUCGAGGAGAGGAGACGCAAAGACCUCAAGAUCAAUACCCACAUGCGUCCCGGCAAAGAGUUUGCCCUCAAGUGUCUGUGCAAGCGCGACUUGCCUGAAGAUAUGCUAGAGGUGCAACGGCUGGAAGCUACCAUUCAUCAGUCAAUUCCCUCUCAUCCUAACAUUGUCACGCUCUACCGCACCUACGAGACGCCCGACUGGCUCUUUUUAGUUCUGGAGUACUGUCCUGGCCAAGACCUGUACUACUGGCUCGAACAGGCGCAAGACGAGGGCCGUCCCGCCGAACCGGCGGGAAACAUGUACGCAAACACAUUCGUCGAUCGUGAUGAGGUAGCUGCCACACUGAAAGGAUCCUCGACUGCUUCGAGCGACGACAACUAUCGUGUGCUAGGAACGUCGUUGGAUGCAACGCCACCAUCGCCUUCGCUUUUGGCCUCGACGUCGGGUCAUAGUCUGCUCUCCAAGCGUCGUAUACGCCUGAUCGCCAGGAUGUUCCGGCAGAUAUGCGACGCUGUCCAGUUUUGUCAUGACCGAGGCGUCAGCCAUCGCGACAUCAAACCUGAAAACUUUAUCGUCGAGGAUCGUCGCACCCUUGAAGAGAUGCAGUCUGCCUGCCCGGACACAAGUGCCAGCACCCUGGUCGAUGGCUUUCGUGACGGCGAUGAGACACAGGUGAUUGUCAAGAUGACCGACUUCGGCCUUGCAACCGCUGAAGAUCGAUGUGAUGACUUUGACUGCGGCAGCAAACCCUACAUGGCCUUUGAAUGUCACAACAACAUUUCGUCGUCGUACGAUCCCAAGCAAGCCGAUAUUUGGUCGCUAGGAGUGGUUCUGCUCAACUUGCUUUUCCACCGAAGUCCUUUUACCGAACCGUCGAUGAGCUGCCCUUCCUUUUCGGCCUACUGUCAAGACCCGAUCCGCUUCCUGAUGGAGUCUUUCGACGGACUCACAGAGACUGUCGCACGCUUCCUAUCCGAGAAUGUGUUCUGUUCGAUCUCUGACGACGACGAUGUGACGCAGAAACGUAUAUCUGCUGGCGAGUUUUCGCGUUGGGCAUGCAGUCUCGUCGAUCACAUGGGUCUCUCUGGACCAGGUAGCGGGCGCAUAUCUCGGGGCGCCUCGAUUCAUUCGACGAUCCCUUUGAUCCACUCGCGCACUGCCUCCAUGUCGACGCUCCCUUCGCUUCUCAGCUCGCCUCGUCCUCGAGCUCGAUCGUUGGCACGCGACACGGACCACAUUCCCGAUCUCGACGUCACAGCUGACGCCACUUUCCGAGCUGCAUUCGCUGCAGCCGCUACAAGGCAAGGCAAUAUGUUUCCCAAUCCGGCGCUCUUCACACCCGACGUUCUACCUUCGCCCACCUUCACGCCUUCGCCGCAUCCACCGGAGCAGAACCCGUUUGAUACUCAGUAUGGUGCCGCGGAGGAAGCUGCACGUUGUACGGAAACCAGUGUCGAGCAGGAAGAGCACGACAACUCGGGUCAUCUCCACAACAGUGCCUUUGACUCACCGAGUGGUGCAAACGUUGCAAAGCGUCAGACAAUCAAUCCUGACAGCCUAGGCUCAGAGCGGAUCAAUCCAGUGACUCACCCAGCUAGCGAAGGAAAAGAGGGCGCACACGACAUCUCAAACAACCUUCUCGAUACCGAGGUUUCAGCUGACAUCUCGUCGCCAAAGAAGAGCGAUGUUCCAGUUGAAGCGGAACCAGCUCCUGCAAGCAGUGACACUGGUGGCGAGGGAGACGUUCCCGACGAGGCUGAGCAAGUCACUUCAGCGGAUGGUGGCGGGGGAGCCCUCGGGGAAACAGAAGAUGGCGAUAAAGCGGAGAGCAUUACGAUGUCGAACCAUUCAAAGAGAAGAAAGCGCGGCGCGCGCAAGGGCCGCACGCUUGCCAAGCAGCUCAAGCGAUCACAGUCGGUUGAGGGCAUGACGGAGGCAGAUGCCAACGAUCCAGCUGCCAAGGCGCGGGAACGUGAGCGCACCAUCCGCGAGCUCGCACUGGCGUCGGAAACGCUGGCAAGACAGAUGAGCAAGAUGACCAAGCCUAGCGAUUCUAUCGAUGUCCUGGUGUCACCACAGAUCACGCUGUCCAAGCCAACCGCCGAAGCGGCCGCACGGUUUAACUUGCAAGGUCUGGUUGAUGCUGAGGUAGAGUCGGCCAACAUGCGAGUUGCCAAGUCUGGCGACGAUGGUCUAGCAGCGAACUGGUCCUCGGCCGCGAUGCGACGCGAGAGGAUGAGCGAGCAACGCAAGACGGGAGUAGCAGCACUUCAAGAUUCUGGGAGAAGCCGCGUCAUGUCGUGGCGCGAGCGUAACCAAUCAGCGGCCACAUUGUCGUCCGUCGCGUCUUCGGCGGCUACCAGCAUCUCGAGCCACAGUUCGAUCACGUCGGCGACAUCGAGCAUCUACUCGACCGCUUCAGCGCCCGCUGCUCUGACGCGCAAGGACUUUUCCUCUCGCAACCGAACGCGUGGCAGCGGGUUUGGUCUGGACACGAUCUCAGAGCGCGAAAAGACAGAGUCGGCAAAGAAGGAAGUGGACGCAAAGUACUUGGCUGGCAUCUUUGGUGGCGGUGACAACCUAGCGCAAGGUAAAAAGAGAAAGGAAGAGUCACAGCGAGCGGCUCCAAGCCAGCAAUGUGGCGAGAGCGCAGCGGCGCAAGCGGGCGUGUCGGUGGCGGACAAAGGCGAGACCAAGGGCACCAAACUUUUUGGCCUGCUCACAGAGGGGAGCAGCAACGGCAGCAAGGAAAACGGCGUAAUGCGGUCGACGAGCGCCAGCUCUACCAAGUGGGUCGAGCCUUCAUCGCGUCUAGCUACUAUCGAGGCUGGCGUCAAUGGAUCUGCUCAGCGCAGCGUGAGCAUUAGCAGUGUGACGUCGAAUUCGAGCAGUUCUGGUGUGGCUGCAUCGUUUGUUUCUCGAUUUCGACGUCCGGCGACGUCGUCGUCAUCAUUGUCAAUUGUGGCGACGACGACGAGCAAGGCUAAUGGCUCAGAUGCGGGCGGUGGUUUCUCUGACAGACAAGCGCAAACUUUCGAAGCGGGUCGGCUUGAAAGUGCGAGUCUGGGCAUGCGAAGAGACGUAUCUACCAGCACGAGCAGCUUGCACCAUGUCAAGCACGAUGAAACGUCUGCGACGGCGCGCGAAGUGGUACCUACGUUGAGCAACGGCAGUUGCACCAUCAGCAGCGUCAAGACGACCGAGGUCGGUAGUUCUGACUCUAACGAUGCUGCAUCCUCAUCUGUAUCUGCAUCUGCAUCUGCAUCCGCACCAGUCGCAGCCGCAGCCGCAGCCGCCGUCAAGAAGCGUAGCAUGGGCAAGUUCCUGCUCGGCGUGCGUGAUAGCAUCAAGAAUUUCUGA